CAGAGCUGGGAGUCGCUCUUUUGCAAACUUUUCACUCUCUAAACGAAAAUCCAGCGGCUUUUAUGUAACGUGUUUAUGGCGGCGGUAUUUAUUUCUUGUGUUUCCGCUCGACACGUACCGUGUUUUGUCGUUUUUACGGUGUUGUUACAAGGCUAAAUUAGUUAGCUUGCGGUUGGUUAGCUAGCUGUAGUAGUUGCCACCUGUAGCUAGCAUCACAAUAAACAAUGCACAGCUCUGUGAUUUAUUGUGAGGAGGGCAGCUUGAAUUGCUUGAGUUGUGUUGUUUUGUCGGUCAGAUAGCUUUCUGUGUCUAUUUGUUGUUAAAGUAACAAUGACAAAGCUUUUAUUUUCGCUAGCUAUGUCAAAAAUAGAUGUUGUAACGUUAAAGAAAGUUCCGAAUCCGCCCAGUUUGUCCGUUAAUCUGAUUAACGUUGCAGUUAACAGAUAACAGUUAAUCGUCAGAUUUGCAGAGUCGGCCGUUUUACAGUAAAUCUAAACUGUACCAAACUAUGGAUACAUCCAGCGGCUCGGAGUCUCUGGACAGGACGCCGGUGCACAGACCCCGGGGGCGGGGAGACCACCGCAGUGCUGGCCGGGAGAGGGGCAGGGUCAGCGGGAGAGGAGGUGAUGGUCGAGCCGAGGAGUUCUCCGAGAAGAUCAGCACACUGGCGAGCACUUUACAGGACACCAGCAGGAACUUGACCAAAGUGGACCGGAUGCUGGGCCAAUACAGGGAGCAUCGAGAUGAUCAGGCUGAGGAAUUGGCACUGCUCAAGGAGAACCUGGAGGAGUCAAUCAGUCAGCUGCGGACUCAGAGGAUGAGCAGAUCCAACGGGGCUCGGAGCGCUUCGGCCUCGGCCUCCACUCUGCACACCAGUGACCUGGAGGAUUUCUCAGGAUCAGAUGGUCAGCGUUUCUUCCCUACAUCUCCUCUGAAGGACUACACGAGCACGCCAGGACGGAGGAGGAGGUCUCAGUCUGCCGGCGUUCGCUUCAGGGAUGCCGGUCUGACAGGAGAGGAUAUUCACACUUUGCACCAAUCCAUGAGGGAUCUGCGCUGUGACCAGCAGAGAAUAUCGGACGACCUGGAUCGAGAAAUCCUCAGGAGAAAUAAGUCUGAUAUCGACACCAGGCGAGCGAUGGAGAGCCUCACAGAGCACAUGACAACCUACCCGAGGCAGACUGCGGUGUCGUCUCGUGUGGAGCGGCGUCUGCAGGAGCUGGAGAGAGAGAUGCACAGCGAGCAGAGCGGCGUGGCGAGAGAGAGGAGGCCUGAUCAGCGGGCGGCCGUGUCUGACGAGCUGCAGGAGACUUCAGGGAGACGUCAAGUUCAAGGCCUUGAGAGAGAGGAGGCCCUCACAGCCCGGCUGCUGAAGGCAGACAGGGAGAAGACCAAGAUGGAGCAGGAGCUGGAGAGAGCGAGAAGACGUCUGGAGCAGUCUGAGGACAGCAGAGAGUCCCUCGUCCAACAGGUGGAGGACAUGCGCGGUGAGCUGCUGAGGACGAAGAGGGAGAGGACUGAGCUGCAGAGGGCCCGACCGGAGACUUCUCAGCCACACGGCAACCACUCGGACAGGGAGGAGGGACAGCGAGGGACAGGUACCGGAUUUAAGUCUGGAGAUCGUUUGAGCCUGGAGAAAGAAGUGGCGGAGCUGCGAGCCCAGCUGCGCACAGCCUCGGUACUCGGUGAGGUUGAAGAACUGAAGAGGACUCUGGACCGCAAGGAGAAGGAGAGGGUCCAACUCAGCUUACAGGUGGAGGAAUUGUCAUCAGACCUGGCGCGACGGGAGCAACAGCAGCUCCGAAUGCUGGAGCAGUUAAAGGAGAUGCAGAGCCGAGGGCAGGCGGAGAGGAGGGAGACGGAGGCGCUGCUCCAGGAGAGCACGAGGAGCAGAGACGAAUUGAAGGCCAGGGCCCAAGAGGCCGUGCGGCAGUGGAGGGCGAAGUGCAGGAGGCUGCAGAAGGAGCUGGAGGAGUCGAGGGCUGAGGCUCACUUCCACACCGACAAGGCCUCGCAGGCAGCCAGGGAAAAGGAGAGCUCUCAGGCCCAGCUGAAGGCGCUGAGCCAGCAGACCGAGGCCGCCCGCAGGGAGCUCGCUGAAAUCUUAGGCCGCUUGGCCCAGCGCGAAGAAGAGCUCCACCGCAAGGACGUGGAGCUGUCCGAGACCCGCCAGCGCCAGCUGUCACUGGAGCAGGAAAUCCGGGAGGUGAGGGAGGCCUCGGCUGCCCUGGAGGAGGAGACUCGGUGUCUGGCUGCCGUCCAGACGAGACUGAAGGAGGAGAACCAGAGGCUGGAGGAUCGAGCUGACACUCAGGCCCGUCGCCUUCAGAGGGACCAGGACGCACAGGCCGAGCUCCAGGCCGCCCUGAAGGAGAUGACCUCGUCCCGUUCUCAGCUGCUCCAGCAGCUGGCCGAGGAGGAGAGCUCCAAGAAGAAGCUGGAGGCCCAGCUGACGGCGGUGCAGGAGGAGCGGGCCGCACUGGGCCAGCAGCUGCAGCUGGAGAGGGAGGUGCAUCAGAAAGAGCUGGACAACACAAAGGCCAUGAUGGAAGACAGCAGGACAAAGAAGUAUCGGGAAGUUCAGGACACGCUCAAGAUCUGCCGUCAGGAGCGAGAUGAAAUACAGGCACACCUGAAGGAGGUAAAGGCGGAUGCAGCAUCGGACAAGGAGCUGUGUGCGGCGCUGCACGUCAAGUUGGACAGGAUGAAGGAUGAGUGUGAUAAGCUGGCAGCACAGCUGAGCGCCAAAGACGAGACACACGCACUCCUCCACAGAAAGUACCAGCUACUCAAACAGGAACUGGAUGACAAAGUCAGGUCAGGUGAGCGGAGACGUGCUUCAGAGUCGGAGUUCGUUAAGCUGGAGGAGAAGCUGUUACAGAUGGAAGCGGAGCAGGAGGCCGUCCUCACCUCCAUGGGCGAGGAACUGGAUGCAGCCUGUCGCAGCCUGGCGAGGAACGGUGAAGACAAACUACAGGCGAUCUCCCAGAAACCUGGAUUAGUAAAAGACCCUCACCGCUGGUUGGCUGAGACAAAGACCAAGAUACGCUGGCUGUGUGAGGAGGUGCGUGAGUGCAACACGAGAGAGCAACGCCUCAGGAAGCAGCAACAACAGAGCAGGGAUCAGCUGAAGGCCCUCAGGCAGAGCCGCGACUCGGAGCAGGAGGCUCUGGUGCAGCGCCUGGACCAACAGGAGAAGCUGCUGCAGUCCCUCAGCGCUGAAAAGAGAGAGCUGCUGGAGCGAAGUCGCAGGAAGGAGGAAGAAAUGAGGAGCCUUCAGGAUCGUGUUCUGGAUCUGGAGAUGAACACGAGAGUCGCUCUGGAUCACUUGGAGUCGAUUCCUGACAAACAGUGUCUGAUGGAGAACUUCAAAGAUUUGGAGGAGUCUCAGCGGCAGAGGGAGCUGGUCGAGCAGCGCUACACCAAAUACAAAGAGAUCGUCUGGGACCUGCAGCACCAACUGGACGAGUCCAAACGCAGGAUCCAGGAGUACAGAGACGAGAAGCUGGACGCCACCUCCAGGAGCCUGAGACUGGCUGCUCUUUCCUCCUCCAUGAAAGGCUCCGGCACUCUCCGUAGCAGCUCGCCGAGAUCCGACACACUGACUUUUCACAAACGCCUGACCACUUCAGACUUGGAUGACUCCCAAGUCAACGGGGCCAAACCCCUCACAGAUUAGCUCAACCUCAAGUGAACCUUUUUCUAUAUCUCUACCAACC
Molecule: messenger RNA, 3719 nt
Organism: Plectropomus leopardus (leopard coralgrouper)
Lineage: Eukaryota; Metazoa; Chordata; Actinopteri; Perciformes; Serranidae
Gene: cep128
Product: centrosomal protein 128
Cellular component (GO): spindle pole; centriole
Source: RefSeq, a predicted model, not a curated record